GAUGAGCCCCAGUGAACAACAGCUUGCUUCUUUUUCAAACGUGCAGCACCACACUCUCUAUCCUUCACACAGAUGAAAGCACACACAUACACAUGCAAUCCAGAACCCGAGGAGCAUCAGCCUGAGCUGUCCGCUGCUGCCAGUGGCAACCCUCACCACUUCCCGCAUUGUGAAGCCGUGAGAGGAGUUCUUGCAGCACUCAGAGGUAACAGAAGAGAUCCGUGGAUCUCUGUUCUAGAUGUUAGACAAUUGACCAGCGAAGCAGGGAAGAGGAGAGGGAGGAAAGGGGGGAAGGUGAGUGAAUGCGCUCCAGUCCACCUGCUGCUCCUACUGCUUCUGGAGAAAGAGGAGGAGGAGGAGAAGGAGGAGGAGGAAUGGGAGGAGGAUGCUCAGUGCUUAGAGAGACUGGAGCAGCAGCGUUAUCCUGCACAGGCAGCCCGAACGGCCACAAGUGAUCAGAGCAUCUUCAGCCUUGUAGAUGUACAAGCAGCACAGUGCAGCUUCCAGUCCUGGGUGCCAGACCCAGUGAUUGAAUCCCAGACAGGAGACAGAGGAGGAGAGAGAAAGGGAGCCAUGGGGGUUUGCCUGGGACAGGAGGCAUGUUGGCUCCUGCCUUUCCUCUUCAUGCUGCUCAAGAUCACAGUGUCGUCCACCCAAAGUCAAGGAUGUCCUCAGCGUUGUGACUGUAUAGCCAAGCUAAAGACUGUGUCUUGUUUUGGAAAACGUCUGUCCUCACUGCCCGAGGGAAUCCCACCUGACACCAAAGUCUUGGACCUAAGUGGGAAUAGACUUCGCUGGGUAGAACAAGAUGAUCUGCUUCCAUAUUCACGCCUAGAGAAACUGGAACUCAGUGAUAACAUCAUUAGUGUCCUGGAGCCAAAUGCCUUUUCCAGUCUCCAGAACCUGCAGUCCCUUUCGCUGAGGGGUAACCAGUUGAAGCUGGUCCCCAUGGGUGCUUUCUCACAUCUCUCCAACCUCACUUCAUUAGAUCUAAGUGGAAAUAAGAUUGUAAUUCUUUUGGACUUCACUUUUCAAGACCUAAAAAGUCUGAAGAACCUGGAGGUUGGUGACAAUGAUCUGGUUUACAUAUCUAACAAGGCUUUCCUGGGUUUAGUAGGACUCAGGGAGUUGACAAUUGAGAGAUGCAACCUGACAUCAGUUUCGAGCGAAUCAUUAUCUUAUCUGCACAACCUAGUGACUCUACGGCUCCGGUAUCUUAGUAUAUCCUCCCUAGAUGACCAGAACUUUAGAAAACUUGGAAAUCUUAGGGGCCUGGAGAUUGAUCACUGGCCCUUUUUAGAAUACAUCUCCCCUCAUAGCCUCCAGGGUCUUAAUUUGUCAUGGCUGUCCAUCACUCACACCAACAUCACUUCUGUGCCCACCUCUGCUCUUCGUAGUCUGGCUCACCUCACCAGCCUCAACCUCUCCUACAACCCAAUCACUGUAUUAGAGUCCUGGGGUCUCCGAGAUCUCAUAAGGCUGAAGGAGUUGCAUCUAGUCAACACUAACCUGGCCAUAGUGCAACCUUAUGCGCUUGGUGGUCUGAGGCAAAUCCGGCUUCUUAAUCUUUCAAGCAACAGCUUGGUGACCCUGGAAGAGGGAGCAUUUCAGUCAGUCAACACUCUGGAGACACUGCGCUUGGAUAGAAACCCUCUUGCAUGUGACUGCCGCCUGCUUUGGAUCCUUCAGCGUAGGAAGACCCUUAAUUUUGAUGGUGCGUCCCCUGUGUGUAUGACCCCUGUUGAAGUCCAAGGACGGGCUCUCAGUGCUUUCUCUGACUCAGCCCUCUUUGAUCACUUCACCUGCCAGAAGCCCAAAAUCCGCAACAGGAAACUGCAGCAGAUAUCUGCUCGAGAAGGGCAAGUAGUUUCAUUUAUCUGCAGAGCAGAAGGUGAGCCGACCCCGGUCAUAUUCUGGAUUUCCCCUCAGCGUCGACGCAUUACCACAAAGAGCAGCGGGCGACUGACUGUGUUACCAGAAGGCACUCUGGAAAUACGCUACGCGCAAGUAACAGAUAGUGGAACUUACAUCUGCAUAGCUAGCAAUGCUGGUGGAAAUGACACCUACUUUGCUACGCUCACAGUAAGUGGGCUGCCGCUGGAUGCAGCACUCAUGGCCAACCGCACCUAUUAUGCUGGGGACCUUAAUGACACAAAUCUGAAUGACACCAGGGUGUUCCUGAAAUUCACCCUUGACCUCAAAACCAUUCUCAUAUCUACAGCUAUGGGCUGUAUCAUGUUUCUGGGAGUGGUCUUGUUCUGCUUCAUCCUGCUGUUUGUGUGGAGUCGGGGGAGAGGACAGCACAAGAACAACUUCUCUGUUGAGUAUUCUUUCAGAAAAGUGGACGGACCCGCAGCCAGUGGAGGACAGGGGGGAGCACGCAAGUUCAACAUGAAAAUGAUUUGACUCUGGGGAACUUCUUGUGUUUUUCACUGUUUCAGACACCAAACAGAACAGAACAAAUAACUAGUGCAAAACAUUAGAAUCAACAAUCCAUGGAACAUUUUAUCAAGGCAAGGUUUCAUUUUUAAAAACUGUUGUAUGCAUGCAAAAUGUCAAACUACAUCAUGAUGCUUUGAUACAUUUCUACUGCUUUUGGUUUUGUUCAUAUAAAUUUAACUCCAGAGAUUUAAGUCUCAAAAUUCUGCAUAGACUGUUAAAAGACCAAGCAGCAUGAGCACUCAACAUCCCACCAGUUUUUAACCUUCACAAAAGUCAUGCCAACGCAUUUUUCUUUCCUGAAAGGAACUGUGUCAUCCUCACCUUUGAAGGACUUCACCUCUCUGCCCUCUCUGCUCCAUUUGAGGUGACUCAAGCACUCCAGGCUGAUGAAAACAUAAUGACAAGGUGGUGCUCAGUAAUUGCCAAGGACUUGCCAUAUAGAUAGAUAAUUCCAGCUAUUUGAUGCAUUUUAAAGCUACAUGCUUAUGCAGGCAUUUACUAACAGAUUUCUAAAAAACAGACCAACCAGUCUCUGGAUCACUGCCAUUUUGACCACAGAGCAUCUUAAACAGUGCUGGCCAUAUUUAUUGACACCCUGUGUAAAGGAUUGUAAAGCAAUAAAAAUAAAUUGAUCUUUAGUUGCAGCAGCAUGGUCUCACACAGAAAUUUUAGCCAAAACAAUUCAGUGGGAACAAAAUAACAGAUUUUAAUAAACUUACUGGUGGCACACUGGUACCUCCAAGAUCCCUUAAAAACAAAUGUGACUAAAGACAGAUUAUGUAUCACCUUCUAAUUAGUAAAUCACAACUUUCUGUAUGCCUAGGAAAUAAAUAUAUACGAGAAAGAGGCCCAUUUCUUUUAGCCACUUGUCCCUGAUGUAGAUAAGGACUCAUAUUUAUGUUGCCAUCCCAGACAGUGAGGUGGAGUCUGAUUUAGGUAAAUAAUCUCCCUGUUAGAGAAUUGCAGGAAAAAACUGGUAACUUUGGGUCACCCAGUUUUUACACACUUUAGAAGCAAUCUCAGUGUAAGAUGGUUGUUUGAGAGUAAUGUCAUUAAAAAGCAUUUUCUGAACUACCAUCACCAACACUAAAAUGUGAUGUUUACUGAACUCUGAUGGGACAUAAUCCCUUAACUGAAGGCUUUGUUAAGAUUUGCCUAAGAUUGAGCUUUUUGACAAAAAAAAACACUCAAGAGGGGUUUGAAAAAGAACAGAUAAUAAAUGAUGGAAAAGCACCUCAUACCUACUAUCAACUAUAUGAUGGUGGCAUUAUUAUACAGCCAGCCUGUUUUUCUUCUUUCAAAAAGCUCUGGGAACCAUGUUUGAGUACACAUCAUCAUAACCACUUUGAAAUACCAGGGUAUUUUUGAAUAAUAAUCUAAACCCAGAAAUGUUUUACUAUACACAUAAUCUACCUUCUUCCACGGCAAUCUCAGUCCUCAAAAAUAAAUCCUAUAGAAAACUGGUGAAGUUAACUGAAGAGAAGAUGGCAUGUAAGAGGAAACCAGGAUCUGAGGGAUGUAGGGAGUAAUGGUCAAACAUUCCUCUCUAUGCUCUAUCCCUGUGAAAUGGUAUAUGAGAAGACUAAGUGCUGUCCUAUUGGCCAAAAUGGAGAGGUACCAGUUCCUCUGCUACCAAAGAUUUUGUAAAAAAAAAAAAAUUAUUAUUAAUAUGGGACUUUUUUUCCAACUGAAUAUAAUGUGUUAUAUUUUCAGUGUGAGAAUUAACUACUGCGAGAAACGAUCAUUUUAGGAUUAUUUUUUUCUGUACCAGGGUUCCCACUAAACGUGUCAGCCUCUCUAAUAACUGUGUGGAAGAGAAAAGUUACUUUUACCUGUAACAGUUAGAGAUGUUCAAAGCAAACACCGGAGUCAACAUUCAGUAUUAAGCUAUGAUGGGACCCAAGUGAACACGUGUGCUGACAAAUCAUAAGAACACAUUUUGUAGUUAAAUUUUUCAUUAUUGUUUUGGUAAAUCUGUACAACAGUCUUAACUUCAAAAAUUAAUGCAUGUACAGACUAACUGGUGUUUAUAAAACAAACAGCUGCUGGUGUGCAUUGAUCACCAAAGUUGUACAAACAGCAUAGGAAGUGUAUAAGAUGUAAUAUAUAUUUUGUAAUUACUAAUUUUGAAAUCUAUGUAACUGUUUAUAGUACUGUUGCGUGAUUAAUCCAACUUUACUGCUCUAUUGUUAUUAAACUGCUAAAGUAUCCUUUUGUAAUCAGUGAACUUUCAUGCAGCUGUAAACAGGACUUUAACUGCAUCAUGUUAUCAUGUAAAUGUGGCUGCUUGCUGUCGUCAACCAAUCAAAAAACAGAUUCACUGUGCAGCAGGUUUCAGUUCAGUUGCUUAUUUUUGUCUUUGUAAGUGUCAAGGCAGGGAGUUUUUACUGAGCACUGGGUAAAGGACCUCAGAAGAGACGUGCAGGAAAAAUGCUAAUGUAUUACAGAUACAUUGCAUAGUCAUGGUUAGGAAACUGAGGCAGAGAUAAGAAAAAGUUUAGACAUACUUGGUAGACAGCAACACAGUGGGACAUGAAAAACCUGCAUGCUGACUUAUGUAUGUCAGCUGUGUAUGGUAUGCGAGAGAAUGGGACCUAGAGAGAGUUUAAUACUCUACAUUUAGAUCUAAACAUGUCAUUUGGGACUUAAGGUUGCUGAUGAUGCCACUGCAACACUGCCCUGUAGUAAUAUUGCUUGGUAAUCUACAAUCUUCAAAUGUCCUGUAGUGUUGCUCUGCUGCCCUCUAUUGACACAAAACAGUUACAGAUUUUACAUCAAUCUGUGGACCUAAUUUAUUCCAUUUCCUCAAGAAGAAAAAAUAUGAUAUCGAAAGGUGGCUGUUCUCAACAAGACCUGCCUCUAUAUUAACUUUGAAGUUAAAAACUAAAUAAUAAUUGUUUUCCAUUUACCACUGGAUAUCUAAAAAAAAAAAAAUCUAAUAUAUCAGUCCAGUUUCAGUAAUUUCUUUGGUCUUUAAUAAAUUCAUCCAGUGCACCUGGCAGGUGGUGCAACAUGCUUUUAUUCAUGUUUUGUAAAAAGAUAAAGCAUACUGACCCAAAAUAUAUGAGAGGACCCAGGGCUCUGGAAGAUCUAGAGGAUUGUGCAAAGAGGAAUGAUCAAAGGCCCCUCUCUUGCUCCAAACUAAAGAAAUGUUAAAGAAGUCCGAGUGCCGUACUUUGGCAAAAAAGGGGGUUGUAUCGACAGCAGAGUACCAAUCAACUUUGAUAAUGAUUAUUUUGUUAAUUAAAACUGUUAUUUAUUAACAUGGUAUUAUUUACCCCAACAAAAUAAAUGUACUCAAAAUAAAGAUUGGAUCUUAAAAAAUGAAUUCAAAGCUUUUCACACAUCUUUAUCAAUUUCUUCGGAGCCAAUAAAUGUGGUUGGCACUGUAAGAGCUUUGUUGGAGAGAAGCUACUUUUACAGUGCCUUGCAAAAAUAUUUUCCCCCUUGGCUUUAUUCUUAUUUUGUUAGAUUCCAAUCUGUAAUUUCAAUGUUUUUUAAUCCUAUUUUAUGUGAUGGAUCUGCACAAAAAGUCUAAGUUGGCGAGUUGAAAUGAGACAAAAAUUGAUCAAAAAAAGAAUAAUACAAAAAAAAAAAAUAAACAUUGGUAUGUGCUGUGUAUUGCUGUGAUGACCCAAAAAGUUGUGAUGCAACCAAUUACCUUCAAAAGUAAUUAGUGAAAUGAAGUCCACCUGUACGCACGCAGUUAGUGUCACAUGAUCUGUCAGUAUAAACACGUGUUUUCUAAAAGGCCCCAGAGGCUUCAACACCACUAAGCAAGAAGCAUCCCAGUAUGAAGACCAAGGAGCUCUCCAAAUAAGUCAGGAACAAAGUUGUUGAGAAGUACAAGUCAGGUUGGGGUUAUAAAAAAAACAUCAAAAUCUUUCAUGAUUCUUGAACCACCAUCAAAUUCAUCAUGUUCGAAUGGAAAGCACAUGGUACCACAACAAACCUGCCAAAAGAGGGCAGAACUCACCAGAACUCACAGACUGGGUAAGGAGGGCAUUAAUCAGAGAGGCUGCACAGAGACCAAAGGUAACCCUGGAGGAGCUGCAGAGUUCCACAGCAGAAACUAUUUGUUCAUAGGACCACAAUAAGCCACGCAUUCCAUAGAACUGGGCUUUAUGGAAGAGUGGGCAGAAAAAAGCCAGUACUUACUAUUAAAAACAAGAAGGAUCGUUUUGAGUUUGCCAAAAGGCAUGUGGGCAAUGCCCUAAAUAUAUGGAAGAAGGUUCCCUGAUCAGAUGCGACUAAAGUUAAACUUUUGGCCGCCAAGGAAAACAUUAUGUCUGGCGCUAACCCAAGCAUCCCAUCACCCCAGGAACAACAUCCCCAUAGUGAAACAUGGUGGUGGUAGCAUCAUUUUAUGGCAAACUUUUUCAGCAGCAGGGACUGGGGAACUGGUCUGAGUCGAGCAAAAGAUGGAUGGCCCAAAAUACAGGGAUACUCUUGAGCAAACCUGUGUCAGUCUGCCUGUGAUUUGAGACUGGGAUGGAGGUUUACCUUCCAACAGGACUAUGACCUGCUAAAACAACACUCGAGAGUUGGAAUGGCCUAGUCAAAGUCCAGACCUCAAAUCAAUUGAGAAUCUGUGGUUAGACUUGAAGAUUGCUGUUCACAAGUGAAAACCAUUCAACACAAAGGAACUGCAGCAUUUUUUCCCUGAGGAAUGGGUAAAAAUCCCGGCGGCUAGACGUGGUAAAGCUUUCAGAGACUUAUCCAAAGCCACUUGCAGCUGUAAUUGCUACAAAAGAUGGCUCUACGAAGUACUGCCUUCAGAGGGGUGAACAGUAGUUAUUCACGCUGAGUUCUCAGUUAUUUUGUUCUAUUUGCUGUUUGCUUCACAAUAAAAGUAGGCAUGUUAAAAAAUGGUGCAAAAUCUCAAACCAUUUUAGGUAGGUUUUGAGGAAAUGGGAGCCGGGGGGGGGGACACUUUUGCAGGACUCUUUAUCUAUUCUUCUAAAGUGUUUGAAGCAAACAUGAGGAUCAACAUAUCAAGUCAAAAUAAACACUUGUGUGUUGACAACUCAUACGAACACAUUUUGUACAUACCUUUUUAUUAAUGUUUUGGUAAAUCUGUACAAGAGUCUUACCCUCUCUAAAAAACUGUACAAGUGAAUGCAUGUCCAGACUGUACUUCUUACUUUGAAUAAUUUGCACUUAUUAAUUAAACAGCAGCCGGUCAGCACUGAUCA
Molecule: messenger RNA, 7637 nt
Organism: Girardinichthys multiradiatus
Lineage: Eukaryota; Metazoa; Chordata; Actinopteri; Cyprinodontiformes; Goodeidae
Gene: lingo3a
Product: leucine rich repeat and Ig domain containing 3a
Exons: 2
Coding region: 73-2406 (777 amino acids)
Cellular component (GO): plasma membrane
Molecular function (GO): protein binding
Source: RefSeq, a predicted model, not a curated record